AUGAGACUGAUCAAUAUUUUAUUUGUACUGAGCGCAGCAGCAACCGCUAAUGCAAUACUGAUCCCGACUGAUAACGAUGAUUCACCCAAAGUAUCAAGCACCUCCAGCCAAGUGUCUGGCCCCACUAAUGAACCCAGUCCAGGCACUUCCGACGACUGGCAACAGCCAAUGGAUAUAGUCGGCUCAAGUACUUUUAAUGAAGACUGGAAAAAACUAUUUGAUCAGAUUAAUUUAAACACUCCCAACCAAGGCCAGCAACAGACAAUUGAUGUAGCUAGUCCAAGUAGUUCCAAUCAAGGCCGGCAACAACUAAUGGACCAACCUGGACCAAAUACUUUUAAACAGGGUCGAAAACGCCAAAUGGAUAGAGAUGAUCCAAGCACUCUCAAACGAGUACGGAAACAACCAAUGGAUGAUGUCAAGACUGUUUCAAAUCGAAAGACUAGUUUGGUAAAAGCAUCUCAGAUUAUUACUAAACUAAAGGAGAAAUUUAGAGAAGCUAAACAGAUGGAAAGGAAAACAUAUCAAGCCUAUACUAGUUAUGAAGUCAUUGGAUUCAGACAAAGAAUAGCAUUAGUAACAGGUCAAGAUAUAUCUGGAUCAACGUACGAUCCAGAGGUUGAAAAGCAAUUGAAACAAGAUUAUGAAAAGGCAAGCAAAGAAGUAAACGAUAUAGGACAAAAACUAAGAUUUAUGAAAAGGCAUGUUUAA
Molecule: messenger RNA, 711 nt
Organism: Batrachochytrium dendrobatidis JAM81
Lineage: Eukaryota; Fungi; Chytridiomycota; Chytridiomycetes; Rhizophydiales
Exons: 1
Coding region: 1-711 (236 amino acids)
Source: RefSeq, a predicted model, not a curated record